AUGGCAGCAACAAUGAAUCUAUUUGGUUCUGUAAUACCGAAUUUGAAUACAACUUUUUUAGUUGAUACCAGCGGUUCGAUGUAUUCAUGUUUAGUAGCUGUUCGUGAACAUCUUUCAUCAUAUUUACGUGUUCAUGCUGUUGAUGUAGCAAAUCCACAGCAAACAUUACUUUUCAAUUUAAUAGAAUUUAAUUCUGAUAUACGUCGAUGGGCUGAUCGAUGUGUCUUUUGGUCACAUGCGUCAGUACUUGUUGCUGAUGAUUGGCUACAUUCUUUAGUACCUAAAACAGGUACAAACACUUUAGGUGGAUUGCUUACAGCUUUCACUGAUUCAUUAUGUCAACAAGUUGUACUUAUAACUGAUGGUAUACCUGAUCAAGAGCCGAACGUUAUUUUACAUUUUCUUCAACAAAAACAACAAGAAAAACGACCAUGUCAUAUAUUCUAUAUCAAUACACCAUUAAAUACAGCGCAUGAACAAGAAACUGUUGUGAAAUUUCUUCAAGAUUUAGCUGCAUUGACAGGUGGUUCACUAACAAUAGCAUAUUUUUCACGUACAGGCACAUUAGAAGGGCUUGCUCCUAUGAUUAAUUAUCAAAUAGAAAAUGCAGUUAAACCAGUAGUACUUGUUGAUGGAUCAUUAAAUACGGGUAUAAGAGGACCACCAAUGGAAACAGGUGUUUCAUCUGAAGUUGGUGCACUUCUAGCUAGACAAGAAUGUUUAGCUAGGAAAGAUAAAGAUGGUUAUUAUUAUCGUGGUAAAAUUCUGAAUCAGUUAAAUAUCAAUCAAUUUAUGGUUGAAUUCGGACCACGAACAACUGGUGCCUUUAGUGAAUCUGAUUUUCAACCGACAUAUUUAUUUGAUAUCAUACAUUAUACGGAUGCAUUAAUGCAUAAUAUUAAAACAGGCGAUUUCGUUCUUGCGCCAGAUGGGCAACAAGGUCGAUUUGUUCCUGCAGAAGUAUUGGAUGGUUUUGAAAAGCGAGCUUCCUGUGAAAGUGGAGAAAUCCGUCAAUUAGUUGUUCAUUUUGCUAAUGGAAAAACUGUAACACUUAAACGAUUACAAGAAGCUAUUUGGAUUCCGUCUGCCUUAUAUGAGCGUAUUAAAUUUGAAUUAGCUAUUCCAUCUAGUGCUCGACAAUUUCUUCAAACCCAUUCCGCUGCUUAUCCAGCUGUACUUUUACCUGGUUAUCCAAUGCCUACACCUAUUCCAAUGAAAUCAGAUAAUUGGCCAUUUUUUAUUCCAACUCAACAACAACCAACAAUCGCACCUGUUGUACUUGCACCACAACAAUCAGUCCCAGCCACUGUCAAUAGUUAUGAAGUUAAUAAUCUUAUUAUGUCUUCACAACAGAAACCACAAAGUUUAAUGACAAGUAAUGAACUCAAUCGAAAAGUUGAUCAACAAAUUCAACACCAUUGGUUCUUACUUGGCGAACGAUCACCCUCUGCAUCUCAAAUUUCACAGCACUCGACUUCUUUGAGUACAAUACCAAUGGCUCAUUCUCAUCCUGAUCAUUAUCCCCAUCAUCAUCAUCAUUCACAUUCAGCUAAUUCUUCACCGAAUUCAUCAGAAAUCAGAAAGAAAAAUGUUUGUUUUAAUGAUGCAUCCACGAUUCGACGGUAUUCUGUUGAUGAUCUUGUUGUAUCUCAAGAGUCAACAACCUUAAAAUCUUGUCUCAAAUCAUCAUCAUCAGUAACAACAAUACAAAAUGAAAGAUCACCAUCAACUGACAUAAUUCAUCAUUCUCACACACAAACAAUACCGUCAAGUCAAAAGGCAAGACCACAUAGUGCUGCAGUAUUACAUGAUGCUUAUCGACCAUCAUCAGUAUCUGCUCCAAUUGAACAUUGGCAUACAAGACAAUUAAAAUCAGCACCUAUUCCAUCAACUUCAAAUGGUCAAUCAUCGACAAUACACGAUGCUCGUCGACAGAAUUUAAAUCAUCUCUAUGAAAAAGCUCAACAAGAAGUUAAAAAAGAACUUCAACAACAACAAAUUCAACGUGAACAAUAUAAACGACAACAAGCCAAAGAACAAUCACAACGUUUUCAAAAUCGUCUACAGCAAGAAACAGAAAAAUCUGAUCGCAUUAUCGGUGCCAAACGACAAUUUCGUAGUCAAAUUAUUCAUCAGAAUCAUCAAAGAACACAAGCGGUUGAAGAUCAAGUGAAUCAAAAACUACGCUGUAAACAAAAUCAAUAUGCUCAACGAAGUUCUGAUCGUAUACAGACACGCCGUUUAAAUGAACAGAGAACUACGGAACUCUCACAAUAUCGACAACAUGACGUAGCUCAGCGGAGUCAUGCUCAUCACGAGAAUGUACUUUCUCAAGAAUUCGGUCGUUUAUAUAAAGAUGUUAUAGCACGUAAAUUUCGUGAAGAAACCGAUCAUAAGACUAAAGUUUUACGACAUCGCGACGAGAAACAUGCUAAUCUUAUUCAUGAAAUUGAAAAUCGACGAACAGCAUGGUCGAAUCCAAGUGUAUUCUCGUAA
Rotaria socialis is the source of this 2496-nucleotide messenger RNA. Lineage: Eukaryota; Metazoa; Rotifera; Eurotatoria; Philodinida; Philodinidae. The record is from the annotation of a GenBank genome assembly.